AUGUCGUACGCGGUUGAGACGAAGAAGCGCAAGUUCGAUCGCAUUCUCGAGGCUCUGACCGACCGUGCUCCCUCACCGGCUCGAAGUUCGCUCAACUCGCGGCACAAUGCAUCGUCUACCUCCCUUUCUCAAGAUGCGGCUUCGGACUCUUCCAAGCGCCGCCGCAUCGCGCCGUCUUCAAGCACUACUCUCCCGACAGCCUCAACCACAGCCCUCGCCGGACACUACCUGCCCUCAAGCCGAACGGCCUUUCUACAACGGCUGGAAACGUUUCGACACGUCACGCAAUGGCAUGUCCCCUCGACCGACCCGAUCAACGCUGCCGCUUGGGCAAAACGCGGAUGGAUAUGCGUGGACACGGAUACAGUGUAUUGUGGUGCCUGCAAGGAGCGACUCCACAUUGAUCUGAAUGUGGACAACAACAUGCUGCAAAGCGAGGACAAGGAGGGCGAUGACGACCGGGAUGUGACUGGGGCAGAUGAUAGCUUUGCGGUUGCCACUGAUGUAUACAACAAUGUGGUCCGGCGCUAUCAGGAUCUCAUUGUGACUGCGCACGCGGAAGGCUGCCUUUGGCGCAAACGAGGGUGUGAUUCAUCUAUCCAACGCAUCGAGGGGCUGCUAAAUACCCAUCUGGCCCUCUCAGGCUUGAAGACCCGCUACGACAGUAUCAUGGCACGUGCAGAAGAAGUCCCAGAGGUGGCUCCCUUGCCCGCUACCGCUGUGACAGAAUCUCAAGAUUUAGAACAGUUUCGGUUUGGCGACGAAGAGAAACCUAACAUCAACGCCCUGCGAAUGGCGGUCUGUGGAUGGGAGAGGAAAACCGAAGAUGUGAUUGAAUGCCGGCAUUGUUUUCGAUCUUUGGGGCUGUGGUUAUAUCGGGGCGACUCACCUGCCAUCGAGAACCUGGAUAGUGUCGAAGAUCAUCUGGAAUACUGUCCGUGGCGAUCCGCCGAUGCUCAGGAUACAGAGCGUGUGGUCGGGACCAGGGAAGGGCAUGAGCCGGGGCUGGAGCUGAAAAAGGAGCGAGUGUCUGGAUGGAUGUUGGUGUACCAAGCAGUGGUCAAGGACAACGUCAAGAGAAGAAGCUCGACGCCCGCAGCAGCCAAGUCGGGGGCUGAUUCGGAGUCCGGGUCGGGCUCGGGGAGAGGUGAGUCAAUGUUGCCGGAGCAACGAGAAAAGAAAAUGAGGGAACUGUUGCGCAGGAUCAAAGAGAUCAAAAAGCCAUUCAAUGUCAAGGCAUUACUGAGGCGGAAAGACAAGGGCAAGAGUUGA
Molecule: messenger RNA, 1272 nt
Organism: Capronia epimyces CBS 606.96
Lineage: Eukaryota; Fungi; Ascomycota; Eurotiomycetes; Chaetothyriales; Herpotrichiellaceae
Exons: 1
Coding region: 1-1272 (423 amino acids)
Cellular component (GO): nucleus
Molecular function (GO): zinc ion binding
Source: RefSeq, a predicted model, not a curated record